CUGACAACCGCUGUAUCACUCGUUUGAUAGUUAUUCGUCUUUCUCAUAACGCAAACAUUUUAAAUUACUCAUAUAUCGAACCUGCAGGGAAUGUCAAAUCCCUUAACCGGAACAGCACUAGUUCUUUUGCUUUCCCUUUUGGUAAUUCAUGCAACAACUAAGCCUGAUUCUAUAGAUUCCUAUCAGGAGACUGAGUUUGAGGCACUACUUGAUUCUUCUGGACACAAAGUAAAAAAGAGAGCUCUACCAGUUCUUCUUGCCGGUGCUGUAGCAGUCGCCCCCUUAUUUAGCGCCAUCUUUUCAGGAGGAUCGUUUAUUUAUGGAGUAUCUAGUGGUAAAGAAAGAAUAGCAGAACUGAGGGUGAUCAACAAGAAACUGGUUAAGCUGCAACAGUCUGUGGAUGAGUUGAAUGAUCGGGUGAAGUCGUUAGAGGUUGGUCAACAGUGGAUAGAAGGAGCAAUCCUCUAUGGCAAUGAUGUGAAAAGACUUAGAUUCCUUCUACACAAAAUGCAAACGGAAGUUAUGUACUGUGAAUCGACUGAAAAUCUAGUCCUGAAAACAACAGCUGAUGCUAAAGAAUGGGCUGAUUCUGUGCUUGAUAGCGGACCAGAUGGUCUUGAACAGAUACUUUUCAACAUACACGAUCUCGUGAUGGGAACUGGACAACUUUUUGGAAGAAGAUCGUUGAUCGCCAUUUAUAUAGACACUUUAACAAUCCCUAGUGAGUUAAAUCCGGGAGAUUUUACCACAGAAAUAGAGGAUUUUGUUCUAUUCAUAAUGGCUUUGGAGACAGGAGGGUACGCAGCAAUCUCUACCGCAAUGAAUAUCGAAAAUAAAACUAAUGAUGCAGCUUCUAAUUUCAUUGAAAAUAAAGCAACACCACGGAUGAAAGCUCAAUGGGCUAAGAUAUUUGAAGUAGUUGGCACACCUUCAGCAUGGAGAGAAAUUUCACCUAUGACUCCACCUUUCCACAUUGCUGCUGAUGAUAUCGCAGAUACAGGAGCAAGGUUCGUUGAUCUCGAUGGUGAUGGUAGGAUGGAUUUGGUCUACCACCGUUAGAGGAUAGCAGAAAAUUUACCUCAAAAAGGAGCCUACAUUAACAAAGGGAAUAGUUGGGCACGGGCACCUCAUUAUAUUCCACCUUUCCACAUUGCUGCUGAUGAUAUUGGAGACACAGGGGCAAGGUUUGUUGAUCUUAACGGUGAUGGAAAGGUUGACUUGGCAUAUCACAGAUGGAGAAUGCAUGGAAAUUCACCACAAAAAGGAGCUUAUCUGAACAAUGGAAAUGGUUGGACGUGGGCACCACAGUAUAUUCCACCUUUCCACAUUGCUGCAGAUGAUAUUGGAGACACAGGGGCCAGGUUUAUUGAUCUUAACAGAGAUGGAAGGGUUGACUUGGCAUAUCACAGAUGGAGAAUGCAUGGAAAUUCACCACAAAAAGGAGCUUAUCUGAACAAUGGAAAUGGUUGGACGUGGGCACCACAGUAUAUUCCACCUUUCCACAUUGCUGCAGAUGAUAUUGGAGACACAGGAGCCAGGUUUGUUGAUCUCAACGGAGAUGGAAGGGUUGACUUGGCAUAUCACAGAUGGAGAAUGCACGGGAGUUCGCCACAAAAAGGAGCUUAUCUGAACAAUGGAAAUGGUUGGACAUGGGCUUCAAGGUAUGUUCCGCCUUUUCACAUUGCUGCUGAUGACAUCGGAGAUGCUGGAUCUAGGUUUGUUGACCUUAACGGUGAUGGAAGGGUUGACUUGGCCUACCACAGAUGGAGAAUGAACGGAAAUUCGCCACAAAAAGGAGCUUAUCUGAACAAUGGAAAUGGCUGGACAUGGGCACCACAGUAUAUUCCACCUUUCCACAUUGCUGCUGAUGAUAUUGGAGACACAGGGGCCAGGUUUGUUGAUCUCAACGGAGAUGGAAGGAUUGAUUUGGCCUAUAACCGAUGGAGAAUGAACGGAAAUCCACCACAAAAAGGUGCUUUCCUGAACAAUGGAAAGGAUUGGUCAUGGGCACCACAGUAUAUUCCACCCGUGUCCAUUGCUGCUGAUGACAUCGGAGAUGCUGGAUCUAGGUUUGUUGACCUCAACGGUGAUGGAAAGAUGGACUUGGUAUACUAUCGAUGGAUGAAAAGCCAAGAAGAACAAAAAGGAGCGUAUCUGGUACUUGGUUUUAUGGGAGACCAUACAAAGCCACACUUUGAUGCUGCUGAUUUUGAUAUGGACAAAUGCUAGUAUUAAGAUAUUGACAGUUGCGGCGACGUUGAUGACAUGUAUUUUCACAUGGUAUAUUGAACAGUUUAAAAAAAUCGCUAAUAAUAAGAAUUGAAUAAAUUAUAUCAAAGAAAAACAUUAAUCUUGUAAAGAGAAUGUUAAAUGAAUAUUUUAAUUUUGUUCAGAUCAGUUUAAGUAAAGUUUAGAAAAAUUAGAUUAUAACUUUUUUGUUUGUCAAAAGCUUUCAUCAUUUAAUUGGUCAUUAUGAAAAAUUCUGUCAAGCGCGCUGAGAUUUGGGUCGAUGAAAGCUGCAAUAUCUGAAAAUGUCCUACCGGUAGGACAUUUUCAUGAUUUUCUUUUCACCAAAGCUUUCUCCGGAUAUUAAGCUUCCAUGAUAGUACC
Molecule: messenger RNA, 2610 nt
Organism: Bolinopsis microptera
Lineage: Eukaryota; Metazoa; Ctenophora; Tentaculata; Lobata; Bolinopsidae
Exons: 2
Coding region: 1240-2229 (329 amino acids)
Molecular function (GO): calcium ion binding
Source: RefSeq, a predicted model, not a curated record